ACAAACCGCCUACUACAAACCCGGAAGUGUCCUGCACAUUAGCCUGAAUCCUACUAGCUUUUUGCACUUUGAGCAGUAAUUGAAGAAAGUCGGUGUAAGCUCAGAGUGAAAGCAGAGGUGAAAGCAUGUCGUUCAGCGGAGAAGCUAUGUUUCGGGCCGUGGAGGCGCCUCUGUUCUGGCUCGGUGCUCUGACCGCGGCCUGGCUGUCCGUGUGCACCGUGUGCCGGUUGUUGUCCGGUUUCAGGGUGUGGGUGCUGGGCAAUGGUCGGCUCAUAUCCCCCAACAGUCUGGGAAAGUGGGCAGUUGUGACUGGAGCCACCGAUGGUAUUGGGAAGGCAUACGCUGAGGAGCUUGCUCGCAGAGGCUUUUCAAUAGUUCUGAUCAGUCGCUCUCUGGAGAAGCUUGAUGAUGUGUCCAAGGCAAUCGCCAGCAAAUGUGGUGUUGAGACUAAAACGAUUGCAGCAGACUUCAGUUCUGCAGAAAUCUACUCAAAGAUUGAAGACGGACUUGCUGGACUGGAAAUCGGAGUGUUGGUAAAUAAUGUUGGGAUAUCAUAUACCUACCCGGAGUUCUACCUCAAUGUUCCCAAUCUUGACACUUUCAUCGACACAAUGGUCAACAUUAACAUAACAUCAGUGUGUCAGAUGACACGUCUUGUUUUACCCCAAAUGGUUGAAAGGAAGAAGGGGGCCAUCCUCAACAUCUCAUCUGCCAGUGGGAUGUUCCCUGUUCCUCUCCUCACCAUCUAUUCUGCCUCCAAGGCAUUUGUGGACUUCUUCUCGCGGGGACUGCAAGCUGAAUACAAGAGCAAAGGGAUCAUCAUUCAGAGUGUGUUGCCAUUUUUCGUUGCAACCAAGCUGAGUAAAAUCCGACGAGCCACGCUGGACAAGCCCAAUCCAGAGCGAUACGUUGCAGCUGAGCUCAACACCGUGGGACUGCAGACCCAGACUUAUGGCUACCUGCCUCAUGCCAUAAUGGGUUGGGUGACUACAGCUCUGCUCCCAGCCAAGAUACUCAACAGCCACCUGAUGGGGAUGGGCCUGUCCCAGCGUGCUCGUUACCUCAAGAAACAGAAGCAGGGAUAGAUGGAUCUGGAUGUGAGUGCCGGGAGCCACAGCGAUAGACAGAGGGGACCAGCUGUGUUAAUGACGUGUCCAACUACCAUCAUCAUCAAGGACCAAGCAAAGAAAAAGUGACAAUUUCUGGGCAACAUCUCAGUUUUCCUCCUCCUGAAAGUGAUGGAUGAUGUGAGCUAGUCUUUUCAGCACAUUGCAUGUGCUCAAUCCAAACAUUUGUGUAAACACUAUUGGACCAAUUUGUGUUUUUUGUUAAGUACACAGCUUUAAUUAAACAUGAAAACUAGAACUAACUCCCCAAAAUGACCAUCUGUUGCAACAAAAAUAGGGAGGUCAUAAAACAUUCAAAAAGGAGAGAGGAAGUUGCAUGUGUGAGGAUGUGGCCCCUGUGGGUUUAGCUCACUGCUGUUUGAUGAAACGACGAAGGUGGAAAAACUGGUGAUCAGAAGUCAGUUGUGGGUAACAAACUAACCUGUAGUUUCCUUUUGUUUUUUUUUUAAUUUAAAGUCAAGUUUUACAGCAAAAGGAUUUAAACUUCUAAAACUCUGACCUCAAUUUCAAUUGAUUACAUUUUCAAGCAUUGGUGAAAGAAUCACAUUUACAAUUAACUAACAUGUCACACACACACACACACACACACACACACACACACACACACACACACACACACACACACACACACACACACACACACACACAAAAUAGUGGCAGUCUGUUCUUAACCAGCACUAGUAGUAAUUACAAAUUAAAAACAGUUCUGAUACAUUAUUUGUCUGAGCAGUAGCAAGGUUUCUGAUCUUUAAAUAUAGAUUUGGUUCUGAUUAUGUUUGUUUUUCUGUUAUUCAUCAUAAAGCCAGCUUGCGAGUUAUGAAACCAAAAUAACAAAAUGACUCACUCUAGUUUGUUCUGUUCUGUCAUGUCUUUGUAGACUUUGUGCUACAUGUAAUCUCUUUGGACCUGGUGUCAUAUCUGCUUUGUUUUAACUUGGUUUUUGGUAUUCAUUUACGACGUCUUGGUACUUCAUAUUUUACAAUUAAAAAUUGCACUACCAGGGAUUGACCUCAUUGUUGUCAUCUUUUCAUCCUCAUGUUGUUUGAAGUAACCAUGACGAUUACCACCUUUCACGUUGCCCCCUGCCAUCAAUAAAUUUGCCUUCCAAACCA
Nothobranchius furzeri (turquoise killifish) is the source of this 2239-nucleotide messenger RNA. It is a transcript of the gene hsd17b12b, whose product is annotated as hydroxysteroid (17-beta) dehydrogenase 12b. Gene Ontology annotation, molecular function: oxidoreductase activity. NCBI's taxonomy places the organism in Eukaryota, Metazoa, Chordata, Actinopteri, Cyprinodontiformes, Nothobranchiidae. The record is from RefSeq and is a predicted model, not a curated record. Gene Ontology annotation, cellular component: endoplasmic reticulum.